AGAUCAGUGAUGAUGUAUUUUCACACUGUUGGGAGUGAAACCUAUUCUGCAAUUUCCUGGUGGUUGCCUCACGAGGUGACUUCCUAUACCUGAGCUAUGUAGGCCUGCAAGUGUUCCAUUGAAGGCUCAAUUCAUUCUGCUUGAAAGUCAUGAAGAUAUCUGUUUCAACUGGAGGGGACAUGGCUAGAUUGAUUGUGCUAACAGCCUUGUUUGUGACACCAACUUUGGCAGACAUUAUGGUCAUUAACAUGACCAAUAAUCGUACAGUGGACUACUUUCCUGAUCUCCCUGCAGCCUUUGGCCACUCCAUCCCACCACCUGGGAUCCUGGGCUUUGUGGCAACGGGGACACCAAAUGACACGACCAUCACAAGUGAGGCAUGUGAAAAGGGGAGCAUUGAUCCACCUGAGAGAUUUCCCAACCCUACCAGGCACUGGAUAGUGCUUGUAAAGAAGGGGGGUUGUACUUACAAGAAGAAGAUCCAAGUGGCUCAGGAAGCAGGCUAUGAUGCAGUUAUUGUCCAUAAUGUCCACUCCAAUGUUCUUGAACAAAUGAUAUGUGAGGGUUUUGGCUGCAGUGAUCUGAUCCCAUCUGUUUUCAUUGGGCAAGAGGAUGCAUUCUUCCUCUCCAAUCGAUAUCUCAAAAAAAGCUAUAUGGUUUACAUCAGCAAUGAGCGACCUUUCUAUCUGACCAAGUAUUUGCUUCCCAUGGCCAUCGUUGUUGGGGUUGGCUUUGUCGUCAUCCUCGUCUACAUGAUUGUGAGGUGCAUCAAGGAUGCACGUCGGGCACGUCGCCAUCGGCUGCCAUCCCGAAGCCUGAAGAAGAUCCCAAUGAUCAAAUAUAAGAAAGGUGAUCCCUAUGACACAUGUGCCAUCUGCCUUGAAGACUACAAUGAAGGGGAAAAGCUUCGGGUCCUUCCUUGCUCCCACGCAUUCCACUCAAAAUGUGUGGAUCCGUGGCUGACAAAGACAAAGCGAGUGUGCCCUUGCUGUAAACGAAAAGUGUUCACCCGGGACGAGAAUCCACACCCAGACUCGGGGUCCAGCAGUGAGGAUGAGCGGGAGACUGCCCCACUGUUGGGGUCUGCACGGGGGACACGCCAAACAGAUGGAGGUACCUUCACCAGUUACAUCCAUCCUCUCCAGUCCCAUAGCAGCAGCAUCAGCAGUAGCAGUUCUUCCUCCUCUUCUUCCCCUCCUUCCUCCACACCUGUCCUAACUCAUGCUCAUCAGGACUCCUUGUGUCCUUUGGAUGAAAGUGGUGUUUCAUCCAGUGAGCAUUCCAUCAAUGGAGACCAAGAGGAUGAAGCAGUGGAAAUUGAAGACCCUGUGAUGCAUGUGGACAUUGUCAGAGGAGACACAGAUGCUACCUCCUCCUCAGGACCUACCUCACCAUCAAGAGAUGUGGUUCUUUGACCUGCAGACACUGUCUUGUAACCUUUGCUUCCAUUCCCUCUCAUACCCCUUUAUUGGGCAUUGAAUGGUGUUCACCCCUCUCUUGUCAGAGCUGUGAUCUCCCUUUGUUGCUAGCACCGUUGCUUCUCCCGGUCCGGCUUGCCUGCAGCCCCAAUUUUCUCUUUCCAUGCAGCUGUGAUCUGAUUGGAUCCCUGAAAGGAUUCUUGCAUCCUUUAAACCCACAUUAAGGUCUGGCAGUUACCUUCAUUUUCAUGAGUGCUUGAAAUGUAUUUUACAUCAUUGUUCAGCUAAGAGGUCUAUUAGCAAUUAAUAUCCACUUUCAGAUUGUUGGUAUUUUUUAUUCAUCUUCAGAAUUCAUGCAGGGAUUUUUCCAGUUGGAAUAUAUUCACAUUACCAGUAGGCUUAUUGUGAAGAAUGCAAACUUUGUGCACGUGUGAUAGUUUUCUUGCCAACAUUUUGAAUGGUGUCACCUUUCCUACUCUCAAAGAAAUAAUGAAAAUGGGAAUUUAAAGAAAAUAAACCCAACAAGACAAGUAAUUCAGUCAUCAGUAAAGGGUGAGAAGUGCGUUUGAUUUGUAUCAACUUCUGCUAAUUGUUAAAUUUACAAGGAGUGCAGUUUGCAUUGCUGCAUUCAUUAAGCUCCAAAUAUUAAAAUGGAAGGACUCUGGAGUCGGUCAUGACUUGAAUAUGUGAUUGAGUGAGAAUAGUGGCACUGCAUGAGACAAUCCAUUCCCCUUUGUGGCUAGUCCCAAAUCUUGGAUUAUUCAAAUUGCUUCUCCCCAUGUGAUCCUGUGACUGUGAAUGAGUGGGUCAGCCUUUAUUGGUCUCUCAUCUGUCUUUUCUGACUGCUUGUGGAUGCCAAGCAAAUACACAGAAUGGAGUAUUUUGAUAUUUACAUAAUCUGGCAGGUGUGUUGCAGAGCUUAUCAGAAGGCAGAAGGAAAAAGACUCUGACCCUCUGCCAAGGGCAAAUGAAACACCUCCACUUUCCAUAGGUGUCAGAAACGCUGAGUUAUUGGAAGAAUUUGGUACACUUCACUGAUAAAUUCUUCAGUAUCUUGGCUCACUAUGGAAACAUCUUGACCCAAAACUCUGAAAAUUACAAGCAAUGCAAUACAAAGUAGCAAAUUUUUUUAUUUUAGUUUACUCUUAGAACUGCUGCUUUUAAGCUGAACUUUUAGGAAGUUUUAGAUGAAUCUCUCUCUAGGCUGACAUCAUUCAAUUUAUGGGGGGGGGGGGUGAAGGUCAUGAAGAGGUUUUAAAACAGUUUUCCUUUUUCUUCGACCAGUGAGUGAGGUAAGAUAGAAAAAAAUUUGCUUUGACUUCUUUCCUUGGAACUUUGACAGUUUCAUUACAAUGUCUGUCUGUCUGCCUACUUACUUCUUAUUAGACAGUUCAUAAGGAUGAAUUAGUUCAAUGGAUGAAUAUUACUUGAUGCAGUGAUUGUGAGAGG
This is a messenger RNA of Darwinula stevensoni, 2867 nucleotides long. The record is from the annotation of a GenBank genome assembly. Lineage: Eukaryota; Metazoa; Arthropoda; Ostracoda; Podocopida; Darwinulidae.